AUGGGUCCUUUGAAAGAUGUAAAAAAGGUUUUGGAAAGAGUGUCGGAUGCAUGCAAUGUUCCAUACGGAACAGUUAAGCGAAUUAACAUUCAACUUAAGGAAGAAAUCGUGUCAAAUGAGACAGAACAAACGAGUGAAGAGCACGCCGACGUUGAAGAGGCAGAGCAACCUACACAAGAUGGGGCAAAUGUUACUAGCUCGAAGAAAAGGCGCAUUUUGAUCACCACGCCGCGCAAGAAAAAGCCACGUACACCUAGGAACCGACCAGUAACUGAAGUUGAUGAUUUUCAGAAAUCAGCCAUUCGUCGCCACAUCAUGACUUUCUAUGAAAGGAAAGAAGUGCCGACCUUGAGAAGACUGCAGGGAUCCCUCCAAGAUGCUGGACUUUUUAAUGGCUGUAAGUCAUCCUUAGCCACAGUUUUAAAGAGUUUAGGAUUUGCCUACAAAAAGUUCAACAGUAGGAAGGUGUUAAUGGAAAAACCUGCGAUAGCGCUCAAAAGAUGCCAGUUCCUUCGGAAAACACGCGACAUAGACUUAAAAAACACGGUGUUCCUGGAUGAAACCUGGCUAAACGAAAACACAUGCCAUGAAAAAGGAUGGACAGAUGGAAGUGUCAGAGGAACAUUGAGUGCUCCCCUUGGGAAAGGAAGACGCUUAAUAGUUUGUCACGCGGGGACUCAAGAUGGCUGGAUUAAAGCACCGCCGCUCGUUUUUCAGUCAUGCAAGACCGGAGACUACCACGAGGAAAUGGACUCUAAGGUGUUUGAACAUUGGUUUUUCAACACAUUAAUCCCCGUGUUACCUCCCAGCAGCACUAUCAUUAUGGACAAUGCACCAUAUCAUUCCAGGGUGGAAAAUAAGGCUCCCACAUCGAGUUCUACCAAAGCAGAGAUGACCAACUGGCUGAAUGAUAGAGGAGUGUGUUUCCCACAAGACCUGAAGAAGCCUGAGCUGUACAAUGUCGUGAAGCUGCACAAACCCCCGCACCCGACCUACGUGAUUGACUCAAAAGCAGCAGAGCUGGGAUUCAAAGUAAUCCGCCUUCCUCCGUACCAUUGCCAGUACAAUGCUAUUGAAAUGGUAUGGGGGUAUAUAAAAAAAUAUGUGAAGGAUAGAAACCAAACAUUUAAAUUGAGUGAUUUAAAAGUGCUAUUUUCCGAAGCCGUAUCUGCUGUGACACCUGAACUGUGGGGAAAGUACGUUAAACACGUGAAGAAUUUGAUGGAAGAGGAUUGGAGAAGUGAAGGACUCAACGACUUGAGUGUUCGUGAAUUUGUCAUCAACUUGUGUCCUGGAGAUACCGACUCAGAAAGUGACAGUGACAGUAACGCCGAAGACGAAGACUUUGGAUGUGCAAUUUUAGAAUAA
Messenger RNA from Macrosteles quadrilineatus (aster leafhopper), 1368 nucleotides. RefSeq lists its product as uncharacterized. The record is from RefSeq and is a predicted model, not a curated record. NCBI's taxonomy places the organism in Eukaryota, Metazoa, Arthropoda, Insecta, Hemiptera, Cicadellidae. Gene Ontology annotation, molecular function: nucleic acid binding. The coding region runs from base 1 to 1368 and encodes 455 amino acids. The transcript has a single exon.